This is a messenger RNA of Monopterus albus (swamp eel), 3765 nucleotides long. RefSeq names its product mannosidase, alpha, class 1B, member 1a (gene man1b1a). Lineage: Eukaryota; Metazoa; Chordata; Actinopteri; Synbranchiformes; Synbranchidae. Gene Ontology annotation, molecular function: calcium ion binding; mannosyl-oligosaccharide 1,2-alpha-mannosidase activity. Bases 337 to 2397 code for a protein of 686 amino acids. The record is from RefSeq and is a predicted model, not a curated record. Gene Ontology annotation, biological process: carbohydrate metabolic process; mannose trimming involved in glycoprotein ERAD pathway. Gene Ontology annotation, cellular component: membrane; endoplasmic reticulum. The transcript is spliced from 14 exons.
GACGCUCACCGUCCUAUCUCAUCACUUCCGCAUCUGCCUGUGACUUCAAACACGUUAAGUUUAGCCACGUUUCCCCCAGUUUAAUUCGUGUGACAGUUAAUGUAACACCGAGUCUUUUUGUCUUGCAGUAUGUGACGUGUUACAUGUCGGUUCUUCUGAUAGCCGGUUAUCGUCACUCAGAAGAGGCAAGCUAGCCUCUCGCAGCUAGCUAACAGCUGCUUAGCUUUCAGGAGGGCAACGUCGCUGUGAAGCAGCCAACCAGGCACAGAGGUGAGGGGGAGGCAGCUCAGUGUCUGUCAGCUUCUAUGACCUACGACUGUCUGCUCUGAUCAGAGGAUGUAUCCGCCUUCCAGAAAGGACUUCAUCUCUGUGACUCUCAGUGAUUCACACAGUCAUACAUACAACAACGGCAAGCACCGGAGACAGUCCUGCUGGAGGAAAUGGAAGCAGCUGUCUCGGCUCCAGAGAAGCUUCAUCCUGUUCCUGCUGGCUGUGGUGCUCCUAUUUGGACUGCUUUCUUAUCCCAGCAUCACAGAGCGGUGGAGAGGGCUGGCUGAUGGGGAGGACUGGCUGGAGAUGAAUGACAGAGACUUAAAGGCCAGUCUCUCAGGCGGGAAGCCUGUAUUGGGUCCAGCUGGAGGCAAAGCUGUGGCACCUGUGGCAGGGCCAAAUGUGGGGCCUGCUGUGGGACCAGAAGCUAUAGUGGAGCCCAGAGAUCCAAACAUCCCUGCUUUGGCUAAACCUCUUAUUAAGAAAAAGAGCAUUCCAAACAAGAGAGGUCCACCGAGCCUCCAGAAAGAUGGGAAUGUUUCAGACACAGUCGGUGGGGAAAAACAGGAGCAAGAGGUGGUUCGAGAUGAAGAAGGAGAGAAUGAGGACAAAGAGAAGAAGAUUGUCAGCUGGAGAGGAGCAAUGAUCGAAGCCGACCAGGCCACAGAGCCUCCGCCCUCAGCCGAUGAGAAAGAAGCUGCAGCACCCGCAGGACCAGCUAAUCCUGCUGACACUGUCCCACUGGAAGUUUCGACAGGAUCUGUGGACAGAUUGGAGGUGGUGCGUGAUGCCUUCAGACAUGCGUGGAAAGGCUAUAAGGCCUAUGCCUGGGGUCAUGAUGAGCUCAAGCCCAUCUCCAAGUCUUUUGGCGAGUGGUUUGGACUGGGUUUGACACUCAUUGAUUCUCUGGACACUAUGUGGAUUAUGGGCCUAAAAGAAGAGUUUGUAGAAGCCAGGAACUGGGUCGAGAAGGAGCUUUCCUUCAACAAGAAUGUGGAUGUGAAUCUUUUUGAGACGACCAUCCGCAUCCUUGGGGGUCUCCUGAGUGCUUACCACCUAACAGGAGACCAGCUCUUCCUAGAGAAAGCAAAAGAUCUUGGGUCCAGGUUACUGCCUGCCUUCAAAACUCCCUCAAAGAUCCCGUUUUCAGAUGUCAACAUUGGGAAGGGAACAGCCCACCCCCCUCGAUGGACAUCAGACAGCACACUGGCAGAGGUCACGAGUAUUCAGCUGGAAUUCAGAGAGCUGAGCCACCUGACCCAGGAACCACAGUACCAGGAGGUUGUGGAUGAGGUAAUGAAGCUGGUCCACAAGCUGCCAGGCAAACAGGAUGGCCUGGUGCCCAUGUUCAUCAACACCAACAGUGGACAGUUCACCCACAAAGGAGUCUUCACACUCGGUGCCAGGGCAGAUAGCUAUUACGAAUACCUGCUGAAGCAGUGGAUCCAGGGAGGCAAGACAGAAGACAGCCUGCUGGAGGACUACCUUCAGGCCAUAGAGGGAGUGAAAAAGCACCUUGUGAGAAAGACGGGGCCCAGCAGAUUGACCUUUAUUGGAGAGUUGUCCCACAACCGCUUCAACCCCAAGAUGGAUCACCUGGUGUGCUUCCUACCAGGAACCUUGGCACUGGGGGCCCACAGUGGUCUCCCGGGGGACCACAUGGAUCUGGCAGUGCAGCUGAUGGAGACCUGUCACCAGAUGUACAAACAGAUGGAGACUGGCCUCAGCCCAGAGAUCUCACACUUCAGCCUGCAGGCCAGCGAUGGGCUUGACGUUGUUGUCAAGCCUGCGGAUAGACACAACCUGCUGAGACCAGAGACAGUGGAGAGUCUGUUCUACAUGUACAGAUUCACUAAGGACACCAAGUACAGAGACUGGGGCUGGGAAAUCCUACAGAGCUUCAAUAAGUACACUAAGGUCCCCGGCGGUGGCUACACGUCCAUUAACAAUGUCCGUGACCCUGUUAACCCGGGGCCCCGGGACAAGAUGGAGAGUUUCUUCCUGGGUGAGACUCUGAAGUAUUUGUAUCUUCUCUUCUCUGAUGACAUGGAGAUGCUCAGUCUAGAGAAGUAUGUCUUCAACACAGAGGCCCAUCCUCUCCCAAUAUGGCCCUCUCCACCCAAGUGAUGUGACAUACGUCUGGAGAGAUCUGGUCUACAGAAUCCUCUUAGAGUCAAAGAUUAUUAUUGUCGCUCAGCCAGGUGCGUCUCUAAGCAGCCAUCCAGACUGCAAUGCUGUGCUGAGCAGUGAAGCAGAUUUCUGCCAUCCACGUCUGCUUUGUUUCCACAUGGAGGAGUUUAUUUAGGUUUUUUUUUUUCUUUAUUUUUCCUUAGACCUGUCUAAGGUGUACCCUGCCUCUCGUCCAGUGUAAGCUGGGAUUGGCUCCAGUCCCCCUGUGACCCCUUCAGUAUAAGUGUAUAAACAAUGGAUGGAUUUUUUCCUUAGGAAAAUGUUUGUGGUAGAGCUGGUCUCUAAUGCAACAAACUUUUUAAAAUCAGUUCUGCCAGGAAACAGAAGAGAAUAAAGUGGCAGUGACUGACCAGGACUGUUCUUAUGUGGUAACAACAAUCACGUUGCCACCCUGAGUUUGUUUGUUAUAUGAAGUGAAAAUCCUCAUGAGUCCCACAUGAUCAGGUGUCAUGUCCAUGAAGGAGUCGACACAUUUGUUCUGUUUGAAGGAACGGUAACCAGUGAUGGAAACUAUGGAGCAUGCUCAGCUAGAUUUAACCAGGUUGCUCUAGCAGAGGAAUUCCUUUAUUUGCUUUUACUUUGCUUUUACUACUACAGCGGGCAGUUACAGUGCAGCAUCCAGGGACCAGUUUCACUUCUGAGGCCAGUGUGUUGCUGGAAAACAAAGACACAGUUCCUAAUAGCUAACUUGUAUGUCUUUAAUUAAAGACUUGAAGAGAAAUGUUAGGUGUGUGGCUCGCGAGCUGGUCAAAAGCAUUACGGCUUCCAUCGCUUCAUCCAGGCGUUGUUCUCUGAUUCUCAUUGAAGCUUUUUCCUGGCCAGAAUUUGGUGGUGUCAGAACUGUGAAGCCUCAGAAAGCAUUGCACUUGAUUUUAACACUAGUUAUUGGGCGUCACUUUUGCACAUGUAGCAAUGAGUCUUUAGACGGUGAAAGAUAAGACGUUGCGUAUGAUAAAGCUUACUUCAAAUCUGGUUGUCGAAUGCGUGACAUUUUGUGGCCUUUCUAUUUAUAUGGCCCAAAGGUUUUAAAGUGAAAUGUUUAUAGAGGACUAAUGAAUCAAGGCCAUACAGUACACCAUGACACAAUGAAUGGGUACAUUUUUGAGGGUUUUUCAGAGAAGAACUUGCCCUUAAGUGUGUUUCCGUGCACUGUAGUACUGUACUGUUUGUCUCAUCUGAGUUUUAUAUUAAAUAAAGUGGAAUUAAUUGCCUUAAAUUUGCAGUUGCUGUAAAGUCAGAUGAAAACAAACCAGCUCAGUACAUAUCCAUGUGGCUGCUCAUUCUUCCUCAUUUAACAGGAGACUU